Lineus longissimus is the source of this 1709-nucleotide messenger RNA. Its product is annotated as lipoyl synthase, mitochondrial-like. The transcript is spliced from 9 exons. Lineage: Eukaryota; Metazoa; Nemertea; Pilidiophora; Heteronemertea; Lineidae. Gene Ontology annotation, cellular component: mitochondrion. The coding region runs from base 3 to 1211 and encodes 402 amino acids. Gene Ontology annotation, molecular function: 4 iron, 4 sulfur cluster binding; lipoate synthase activity. Gene Ontology annotation, biological process: lipoate biosynthetic process. The record is from RefSeq and is a predicted model, not a curated record.
CCAUGGCGUUUAACAUGGCUGGCAGAAGCUACAAUCUUCUGAAUUUACAUCAGAAAUAUUCUCUUUGUCAACCUUUCAUAAGUACGAUCGUAGAUAAAUUUAUUACACAAAGUGGAGCAGUUGUCUGUGUUGGAGGCUAUGCCACACUUUCUAAAGAGAAGAAAGACAAAAUUGCCAAUGGACCAGACCUAGGAGAUUUCAUAUCCGGCGAUGCCUCGCCAAGUCUGAGCUACUCGGGGAACUUGAUUAGGAAAAAGGGUGAGAGGCUGCGUCUUCCCCCUUGGCUGAAGACAGAGAUACCAGCUGGGAAGAAUUACACCAAAGUAAAAAACUCCUUGCGGAAGUUAAAGCUAAACACGGUAUGUGAGGAGGCAAGAUGUCCAAACAUUGGAGAAUGUUGGGGAGGAGGUGAAAAUCAGACAGCUACUGCUACUAUUAUGGUCCUUGGCGAUCAAUGCACAAGAGGAUGUCGAUUUUGCUCAGUAAAGACAUCACGGAAACCACCUCCUCCCGAUCCGAAUGAGCCUGUCAACACAGCAACGGCCAUAGCUGCUUGGGGUCUUGAUUACGUGGUGUUGACGUCAGUUGACAGAGAUGAUCUCCCAGAUGGUGGAGCUCGACAUUUCGCAGAAACGGUUCGCCAGAUUAAGACAAGGGACCCCAGAAUACGUGUGGAGUGUUUAACGCCGGACUUUCGUGGAGAUUUGAAGCAAGUUGAGACCGUUGCCGACGCUGGCCUCGAUGUUUAUGCUCACAAUGUCGAAACAGUCAGAGAAUUACAAGCAUUGGUUCGAGAUCCGCGAGCCAAUUACACACAAUCUCUCUCUGUGCUCGAGCAUGUCAAGAAAUACAAGCCAAGUUUAAUUACCAAGACGUCUAUUAUGCUUGGCUUGGGCGAGACUGAUGACGAGGUCAUGAGAACAAUGGAAGAUCUCCGUGCAAUAGAUGUUGAUUGCCUGACACUCGGCCAGUACAUGCAGCCGACCAAGCGACACCUGAAAGUCCAUGAGUACGUCACGCCAGAGAAAUUUGACCAUUGGGAGAAAGUCGGUGAGAAGUUGGGUUUUGCUUAUACAGCAAGUGGUGCGCUAGUCAGAUCUUCAUAUAAAGCAGGUGAAUUCUUCCUGAAAAAUCUUGCGGAAAAACGCCAAGCUGGGUCAGAGGAAAGCACGAUGGAUAUGGCUGUCAGUAAGCCCAUGGUUACAGGGUAAUCGACCACAGAUCUCAAAGACACUUGUGAUGGCUGUCACAGCAAUACCAGGCACAUGUCACUCUGAGCUUGGCAGGUGGAGACAGAUUGGUUGUUCAUGUCACUGUUGUCUGUCUGUACAAAAGAGGGGUUACCACAUCAGCCAACUUGGCAGUAAUUUUCUGCAGUUUAAAUUAUAAAAAGGGCAGUUGUGUGGGUUGACUAUAAUUGUGUUGAUCAGUGUUCUGUUGUUUCUAUAACCUUGACCCCGACCUAAUUAUUUAUUCAGAGAAACAAUGUAUCCUAUGUCUUGAAAUUUAAUACUUUGGGGCUUCAAUUGGUACAAUUUAGGAGGUGUGUUCAUAAUAUGAAUAUACUUAAUAUAGUGGGGCUUUCAUUGAUAGUGUUUAGGAGAUGUGAUCCUAAUGUGCUUUAUUUGUGCUGCUCCUGGAUAAAGAACAUUUGGAUUGUUAAUUUUAUUUUUACACUGUAUAAUACACGAAAAUCAAUAAAAGAAUUG